Messenger RNA from Closterium sp. Naga37s-1, 426 nucleotides. The record is from the annotation of a GenBank genome assembly. NCBI's taxonomy places the organism in Eukaryota, Viridiplantae, Streptophyta, Zygnematophyceae, Desmidiales, Closteriaceae.
CCCACGCUAACGUCCUACUCGUUCAACGCGCCACCGGAGCCAGCGCUACUAGACGUGGCGGCGAUCGCAGUGGACCGCAUCCUGCUGCUGGACGCCUUCUUCUCAGUGGUCAUCUUCCACGGCUCCACCAUCGCCCAGUGGCGCAACGCUGGCUACCACAACCAACCCGAGCACCAGGCAUUCGCGCAGCUACUGGCAGCCCCGCAGAGCGAUGCAGCGGCCAUCAUGGCGGAGCGCUUCCCCACGCCACGCCUCGUGGACUGCGACCAGAACGGCAGCCAGGCCCGGUUCCUGCUGGCGAAGCUGAACCCGUCAGCGACAUACAACAGCGCGUCAACGGUGCCAGGAGGAGAGGUCAUUCUCACGGAUGACGUGUCUCUCCAGGUGUUCAUGGAGCACCUGCAACGCCUGGCCGUGCAGUCGUGA